CACACUGCAAUAGCAUGAAAAACAUACUACCAACUCAGCCUACAUAAAAUAACAAAAUAAAAUAUCAAAGGGUAUUUUUCUACGCACAACCUCCUUGCAUGCUGGUGGUCAGCACAUGCUUGUACUUAAAACUGUUUAACAACUGAAGCGGAAGGAUGAUAGACUCCCUUUUAAAAUCUUCCACCUGUAUGACACACAAAAUGAUGCAUCUGGGCUAAACUCACAUCCAUCGUGCAACCCACUUCACAGGGAACUUGAUGGGAAGCUGAUUUCCUGUUUAUGGGUCUAAACAAGAGAUUUACUGAGCUUUGCAACUGAUACGCAGUUAGAUGGACUGCCCCGGUCAACAGCGCUCACAGGCAAGAGAAAAACCUUUACAGCAAAUGCCUGUGAAAUGCACGGCCGAGGCCCUUGACUGCUCUCAGAUGCGCUUGUUGUGCCAUCUAGUGACUGCCACGUCCCCCCUCCUUCACCUACCCUUUUUCUACCCGUUCCCUGCACGUUUGCGACAAAUCACGCACAUGAAACAGGAACCAGAAAACUGAAAUACCAACAGAAACCUCCCUAAGAACUCUGCACCUACACGGAUCUUGCAGCUCUUCUAGAGACACGUGUGUCACUGUAGCGUUCUUUCACUGUUCAGUGAGUUUUAAGAGGACAAAAGGGGCAAGAACACCAAAGGUAGCUGGUGCCACCUGGUGGCACAGGUAUGGCUCACUGCCAGAAAACUGCCCGGCUCCAGCAAAUCCAGGGGGAUGACACCACAGCAGCUGAAUCCUCUAAGACACUGAGCCUCAGGCUGGUUCUCUUUCUCCCCACUCCACCAGGAUCCGUGCUCAAAAGGUUUUAAAGGACUUUAGCUGGAUGGUAGAAGAGCUCAUGAUGAGUGAAAGUCCACCUUUAAUGGAUAGGACUCAAGUGUAAAUAGCAUUGCCAUGUAAGAAAAUCUCUGCCUCUAAGAGUUUGUAAUCCUAACACAUGAAGCCGAAGUGUGGUUACACACUCUUACUGUUUCCAUUUGAUUGGGAGUUGUGUGAGAGAAGUGACUGCUGCCAGCUUUUACUAAACAAAAGCUGGCAUCAGGGAGGGGAUACCGAAAAGGCCCUGCCGCUGAUUUACAGCUCUUUGUCAGGACGCAAGUAGUGGAUUCCUGGACUCCGUCUGUGGCUAAGUACCUCACCGGCUGCUCUGGUUUGCAGUUUUGAGACACUUUCUUUAGGAACACUCGGUAGGCUGGGAAAAGGAACGCUGAGCGUAUUGACAGUGGCAACGGCAGUCCUCUUGAGCGUGCUCAGCGGUGAGGAUACACAGCACAGGCCUCCCAGUGCUGUGGGCACAGUCCCAGCGCAACGGGGCGGGAAGGGGCGGCGGCGGGACGCGCGUCCCCCACAUAACAGCACCAUCCCGUCCUGGAGGAUUCUAUCACCGCACCUCUGCAGGCCCGUUACCGGGGCCUACUGCAAGGCGCCUGGACACAGCGAGCAGUCCUGGCCUUAACAGAGACAACGACCCUGCUGCCGGGCCUCCGCCUCCGCUCCCAGCCUCCAUCGACAGCUCUGCGCUCGGCAGCCUCUUCCCCGGUGUCGGACGCGCCCUCCUUGUCCCCGCCCUUUCCUCUCAUCGAUGGCUCAGCGCUCUCCGCGCUCUCCCCGCCCUCAGCCGCGCUUUCCGCUCCCGGCAGCCAGGACGGGCCGCGGCCGCCCUCCUUUGGAGACAGUCACUGUCCGCCCGGGCGCUGAGGCGGUGCCUAAGGACGAUGCGGCCCUCGCAUCCCGGCAGCCGGUGAGGGCGGCGCGCGCGGCCGCCAUGGCGUCCGGCUGCCCGGCGGCCUUCGGGGACCCGACCGAAGUGCGCGAGGGCUUCUUGUGCCCGCUGUGCCUGAAGGAUCUCCAGGCGUUCCGGCAGCUCCAGGCGCACUACGAGGAGCAGCACUCGGGCGAGGACCGGGACGUCAGGGCGCAGCUCCGAAAUCUAGUCCAAAAGGCCAAAAGAGCAAAGAAGAAAUUGCUGAAACAAGAAGAUGAUGACAGAACUGGUUCUGGAUCUCAGGAACAAUAUGAGUCAUUCAGCUAUGGUGGAGUAGAUCCAUACAUGUGGGAGCCCCAGGAAGUAGGUGCUAUGAGAAGCCAUCUUUCUGAAUUCAAGAAACACCGAGCAGCCAGGAUUGAUCACUAUGUAGUUGAAGUCAAUAAGUUAAUAAUCAGGUUAGAAAAGCUUACAUCAUUUGACAGAGCAAACACUGAGUCAGCUAAAAUAAGAGCUAUAGAGAAGUCUGUUGUGCCUUGGGUCAGUGAUCAGGAUGUUCCAUUUUGCCCAGACUGUGGCACUAAGUUCAGCAUCCGAAACCGACGCCACCACUGCCGCCUUUGCGGGUCCAUUAUGUGCAAGAAGUGCAUGGAAUUUGUCAGUCUUCCUUUGGCAAGCAAACUCACUAGUGCCAGCAAAGAGGCCUUGGGUUCCCAUACGAGCCCAAACUCCUCACCCAGCAGUGUCCAUGGCUCCCGCCGUGGCAGCAUCAGCAGCAUCAGCAGCGUGAGCUCUGUUCUGGAUGAGAAGGAUGAUGAGCGAAUCCGUUGUUGUCAGCACUGCAAAGACACCCUGUUGAAAAGAGAGCAACAGAUUGAUGAGAAAGAAUACACACCAGAGAUAGUGAAGCUCUAUGAGAAACUCCGACUCUGCAUGGAGAAGGUUGACCAGAGGGCACCAGAAUACAUAAGAAUGGCAGAAUCGCUCAAUGCUGGGGAGACAGCCUACAACCUUGAGCAUGCUAAUGACUUGAGGGUGGAGAUUCAAAAAAUGUAUGAAUUUAUAGAUGCCUUAAGUAAGAAGAUUUUGAGUCUAGGCUUGCACGACGAUCCUCAACCUCAUCCUAAAAUACUACAACUUCAGCGAAUGAUAAGAUACUCAGCUACACUUUUUGUUCAGGAAAAACUGCUUGGCCUAAUGUCCCUGCCAACCAAGGAUCAGUAUGAAGAACUGAAGAAGAAAAGACUGAAUAUGGUCGCUCUUGAAACACAGGGAAAACAAGAGGAAAAGCAGAAGGAGUUUAUUUCCAUGUCUGCAUCUGCAGUUAAUGGCGAUGAAAGUCACAUAAAAAAAGGAACAGUCAGAAAAUCUGAAGGCUGGUUACCCACAUCUAGCAUUUCGAGGGAGAGCGAGAGAGCAGACCCACUCCUUCAGCAGAUUGACAAUAUCACAUCCUUUAUUCAGCAAGCAAAGGCAGCUAAUAGGAUAGAUGAGGUUCACACGUUGCAAGAGAACCUGAUGCAGCUUCAGGAUGAAUAUGAUCAACAACAAACUCUGAAAGCUAUUGAGCUUUCUAAAAAACAGGCAGAAGAGGAGGAGAUACAGAGGGAGGAACUUCAGGUCCUCCGUGAAAAAGAGUGGGAAAGAGAGCACCAUAAAUUCAUGUCUCAGCAUUCCAGGACAUGCUCCUUAGACUUCAGAGAAGUCAAACAGCACUUGGAUGUUACUUGGAUCAAAGGGGACGUGAGUUUUGAAACUCCUGCUGUUGAGCACCUGCAAGCUAAAGAGCACUUGACCUUCACACUCAAACCCCAGAAUGUCCCACAGUGUGACAAAGAUCGGGAUCAGCCAGCUUGCCUAAACCCCUUUGAGGAUGAAGCAGAUACCCCACAGGUAGAGGAAGAUCCCACUAACCCAUUUGCCAAAGAUGCCUCUCCAGUGGUUUCUUUCUCUGACACAGCUCAGCAAAGUGAUAAAAAAGAAUAUAAUCCAUUUGAAAGUGAGGAGGAGGAUGAACAAAGUAAUGGAGCACCUGGCAGUUCUUCAAACCCCUUUGAAGAGGAUGAAAAUCCAUUUGAAAAGCCUGGGGGCAGUUGGAAUUCAGGGAAUCCAUUUGAAGAGGGAUCCUCUAUCAAUCCCUUUGAAGUGGAGGAUGGCAGUGAGAUCUCUGGAGGGGAGGCUAUAGAGGAAGAGCUGCUUCUCCAACAGAUAGAUAAUAUUAAAGCUUAUAUAUUUGACGCCAAACAUAGUGGACGACUGGAUGAGGUGGAGGUACUGACAGAGAACUUAAAGGAACUGAAGCACACAUUAGCAAAGCAGAAGGAGAAAUCUAACUGCUGACAAUUCAGUCUGCUCUUAAGUAUGGGAAGGUAAGGCAGAUACUUACAGAUCACAAGAGGGAAUUGGGAGGAUCCUGACUUUAAAGCACUUUCAUUUAGACAUUGCCACUACUACGGAGUCUUGAGGAAAGAAUUACUGAGAAAUGCUGCUGGUCUCAAAAGCUUAGAGUAAGAAAUUUUAAAAUAGCUUUUUACAGCACUUUUAAUGCUAACUGGUCUUACAGGAUGCUUAUUUUGGUCCAGGGGUUAAGUGCUAAUAGGGAACUGUGAUGUGGAAGUGGUUGGAAUGUUGGUUUGCCUUCUUUCCCAUUUUCUGCUGUAGUGUUGGCCUUUCCAAGUGUGGCUUUGACUAAAAAGAGAUGAAAACUUUUCUAAAACUUCUUCAUCCCCUCCUGACCCAGUGUAGUUGAACUGGUAACGGUGUUCUGUGCUCCUGAAGAGCUGUGGUGAUUCUCCGGGGUGCUGAACGUACAGGCUCGCAGAUCAAGCUGUGCAAUGCUGAUAAAUACAUAAAAGGGAUCUUAAGACUGAGAAGAACUUUCUAACUGAUCUUAGUAUGAGUAACUUUUUAGUGUCUGUAAAAAGAUUCCCAAGUAAAAUUUGGAUGCUGCCUUUCAUCACUUCCGGUUUCCCAUUUGCUCUGAGCUCAAACCAUGGUGUCAUAGCAUCAUGCUGGCUUCAGACCUGCUCAUGAGGGAGCAGGCAUUUGCUCAUUUCCAGGGAAAGGAGCGUCAGGCCAGCACCACUUCUAACUGUAAUAUAAAGGGUGAACCUCUAAUUGCUAAUUACAUUAUGGAAUCUACACAUUUCUUUAAAUCCUCUGAGUGACAGAAUAAUCAGGUUUGUUGUAUUUGUGAGACUGGAACACUUUUUUGUAGCACCCAGGCAACAAAAAAUUUUGUUUAUAAUAGAAAGCUGAGAUGCCGCUGGAAUUUUGUGAACGCUGGGAGACAAAGUCUGUGCCUGCAAUAGUGCCAAAUGGGAAUUCUCUCUUCAGUAAGAUUCCCCUCAGUUUUUAUGAGAAUCAGGCAUACCUGUUUUAAAUAAGGAAGUUCAGAUUGAAGACCUCUUGUGAUCCUGUGGCCUGGGGGAUAACCAGGUGACAGCCAGUACCUGUGAUGCAGGAGAGCCUACAGCUGGGCAAAUGCAGAGGUUUUGUGAACAGUGAAAUCUGAACUGCUUUGAUUUUUGAGAGGCACAGGCCCAUCAGCAGGAAUGCCUGUUUGCAGCACUGGUGGUGGUGAGUUAAUCUGAAAGGGUUUCUUUAUUUAAAGCUGAAAUAGAAGGAAAUCAGGCAGACCACACUGUAUAGCACUGAAAGUAGGGGGCUUACUCAGAAAUGUGAGGUUCUGUGGAAUGGGACAUGUCUUUUGAUUAUGCCUCUGAUACUGGCAUAGCUGUAACCCCAGCACGGCUUAAGAUUUUAGAGACAAAUAACUCUUACCUGAAGAGCAGGAACUCUUGUUCCUAGCUGUGAGUAAGUAGAGGUAGGGACUUGUGGAACUGUUUUUUAAAAAUACUAAACCACCUAUAUCCUCACUUUAUACCACUAUUAAGGGAUUGAAGUAAUUCAGACCAGCCAGUCAAGGAUACCUGAUGGUCUGUCUGGUGUAGUGUGAAUCUGGAUUUGAAAGGCGUACAGAAGAGGUUGGCUUAAGACCAUGAAGUUCUUAUACUAAUGUUUUAUUAGAGCUGAUUGAGUCCCCAAGUGUUAUUUUGCGCCAAGUAGAAGAAAGAACAGAGGAUUCUGAAACGUCUUGACAGAACAUAGGUGCUUAGCACCAGAUUCAUGAAGGCAGCAAAAACUGUUGAUGGCUAAACAAAAUCCCUGGAAUAAUUUAAGAGAGAUAAUGUAAGACAGUUAGGACAGAAUUUGUUGCUAGUCAGGAGGAUUGCUUCCUGCACCUCUAACCUAAUGCUUUUUUAGGUAUCAACAUGAAAAAAAUGUUUCAGUGGCUUCAGCUUUCAGUUUAAAAAGUGUUUUUUUCUUGUUGCAACUAUCCUGCCUUGUUUAUAUUUCCCAGUAAUACACUAAUAACUGAAGUAUUCUUAUUGUAUAUGUCAUACAUUAUUUUUACAAGCAGGUAACAGACUAGCAUACCUCAUGAUCUUUGUCAGUGUUAAAUGUGAUAGACAGCUAAUACUAAAAUCAUCUUCAAAGUGAAGACUUUUGCUGGUAUAGGGACUGCUGUGAGGCUUGCAAGGCAGAAGGGACUGAAGACAUCUGAAGCAUAAAGCUCAAUAAUUAGCAUUGACUUUUGUUACAACUGCAUGCACUACCCUGUAUGAAAACUUUGUAAGAAGAGAUUAAAUAAAACAACAUGUUUAUUUUGUGUUGUGUUUGUCCUUGACAA
Molecule: messenger RNA, 6439 nt
Organism: Prinia subflava (tawny-flanked prinia)
Lineage: Eukaryota; Metazoa; Chordata; Aves; Passeriformes; Cisticolidae
Gene: RBSN
Product: rabenosyn, RAB effector
Molecular function (GO): metal ion binding
Source: RefSeq, a predicted model, not a curated record